Molecule: messenger RNA, 1398 nt
Organism: Candoia aspera
Lineage: Eukaryota; Metazoa; Chordata; Lepidosauria; Squamata; Candoiidae
Gene: ATG3
Product: autophagy related 3
Exons: 12
Coding region: 232-1188 (318 amino acids)
Biological process (GO): autophagy of mitochondrion; nucleophagy; autophagosome assembly
Cellular component (GO): cytosol; phagophore assembly site
Molecular function (GO): Atg8-family ligase activity
Source: RefSeq, a predicted model, not a curated record
AGGGGCAGGGCGGGAGUCUAGCAGGUCAUGUGUCAAAAGAGAUCACGUGACUCCCUGCCCCCCCCCCCCAAUUGAAGGUAGUGGGCGGGGAGGAGGGAGCGCUUGGUAGCUCUCAUCUCUCCCGGAAGGAAAGACUAAAGAAGGGAAGAGCGACGGCGCAGUUGAAUUUGCUGGUCGGGUGCUGGUGACAGGCACUCUUUUCUCUCUGUCCCCCCUACAGAGCAAGGCACCAUGCAGAGCGUCAUCAACACGGUGAAGGGGAAGGCGCUGGAGAUGGCUGAAUACCUCACACCUGUGCUAAAGGAAUCAAAGUUUAAAGAAACUGGAGUUAUCACUCCUGAGGAGUUCAUAGCAGCUGGAGACCAUUUAGUUCACCACUGUCCUACUUGGCAAUGGGCUACUGGAGAAGAAUUAAAAGUCAAGGCCUACCUCCCAGCAGAUAAACAGUUUUUGGUUACUAAAAAUGUGCCGUGCUACAAGCGAUGUAAACAGAUGGAGUAUUCGGAUGAACUGGAAGCUAUUAUAGAAGAGGAUGAUGGAGAUGGAGGAUGGGUGGACACAUUUCACAAUGCAGGUAUUGCAGGAGUGACAGAAGCCAUUAAGGAGAUCACAGUGGAAAAUAAGGACAGUACAAAGUUAUCAGAAUGCUUAGUUUCCUGUGAAGAUGAUGAUGAUGAUCAUGAUGAUGAUGAGGGAGAGGCAGCUGAUAUGGAAGAAUACGAGGAGAGUGGACUGUUGGAGACAGAUGAUGCAACAUUAGAUACAAGAAAAAUAGUGGAAGCUGCCAAGACUAAAGCUGAUGUUGGAGGUGGAGAAGAAGCUAUUCUACAGACUAGGACUUAUGAUCUUUAUAUCACGUAUGACAAAUACUACCAAACACCCAGGCUUUGGUUAUUUGGCUACGAUGAGCAACGGCAGCCUUUAAAUGUAGACAGUAUGUAUGAAGAUAUUAGUCAAGAUCAUGUCAAAAAGACUGUGACAAUUGAAAAUCACCCCCAUCUUCCUCCACCUCCAAUGUGUUCAGUUCAUCCAUGCAGGCAUGCAGAAGUGAUGAAGAAAAUAAUCGAAACGGUGGCAGAAGGUGGGGGAGAACUUGGUGUUCAUAUGUACCUUCUGAUUUUUUUGAAAUUUGUACAAGCAGUCAUUCCAACAAUAGAAUAUGAUUACACAAGACACUUUACAAUGUAAUUACUGGAAAUAAAGUUUAUGGUAAUUAUUGAUUCUAAUUUUUAAAAAGAAUAACCCAAUGUGACUGACUUGUUGAUCCACCACUGUGUACAAUUUCUGUGAUGUAUCACUUCUCUCAAGUUUAUGCAUCAAAAUAAAAUUCCUCUAUCAGCCUUACUUUUUAAUAAAGAUCUUUAUGUGUAAAAACAAUAAAUCAAUUUUUUCAUUCCU